GCUGACCUAACAACAAGAUCAGGUCCCACGUUCAGCCGAAACAACAAAUUGUUGGGCCUUGUGGGCCCAACAACACUCGUCGAUGUUAUCCUUAACAUACAACAAGCUUUUCCUCUUGAUCAUAUAUAAACUCGGCGACUUCAAUCGGAGGCGAUUCUCGGCGACUAACCCCACAAACCCGCUUCAUUCAAACCAAUAUCUUCUUCCUUUCCCCUCCAUCUCUGUCCGUACACGUUACACACAUAUGUGCGACUCUCUUAGUACACGACCAAUGAGGUGAGAGGAAUUUUCAAAUCUGGGAUUGGGUUUGGGUUCCAUGGUGGUGGAUCUGUGACCGAAUUUACGAUCGGAGUUGUUGAAGAGAGAUUGAGAAGGAAGAUAGAUUUUUUGGGGCGGCUAUGGGAAAUGCCAACGGUCGAGAAGAAGGAAUCGACGGAGAGAACGACGAUCAUCUUAAUCAACAUCCAUCGGUGGGGAGAUCCAACGGCGAAUUGACGGUGCGUGACAACAACGCGCUCCGCACGGGACGUGUGGCUUCCUCUGAGUUCAUGGCCAACACCACUCCUCCUGGGAGUCCCAGGCGUUCCGCCUCCCCGAUCUUAUUCGCCUCUCAGGUUCCUGUAGCUCCUCUGCAACGAGGUGAUGGCACUUCCGUUUUCCCUCAAAGCUGGAACAAUGAAACUCUUGAAGAUGAUAAUCCUCCUGAGAAAGUAAUUCCUGCCAUGAUUACAUGGACCUAUGGUGGUAACAGUGUGGCUGUUGAAGGAUCUUGGGACAACUGGACGUCUAGGAGAACAUUGCAGAGAUCUGGCAAGGAUUUCGCUAUUCUUUUGGUGCUGCCAACUGGUACCUAUCAUUACAAGCUCAUUGUUGAUGGUGAAUGGAGAUACAUCCCAGAACUUCCUUCCAUAGCAGAGGAAUCCGGCGUCGUCUGUAAUCUUCUUGAUGUUAAUGAUUAUGUACCAGAAAAUCUUGAGAGUGUUGCUGAGUUUGAGGCACCCCCAUCUCCAGAAUCUAGCUAUGGUCAGGUAUAUCCAGCUGAGGAAGAAUUUGCAAAGGACCCAGUGAUUGUUCCAUCUCACCUUCAUCUAACUGUACUCGGUAUGGAAAACACUAAUGAAGCUUCUUCUUCCUCCUCUCCUCCUCCUAAGCCUCAGCAUGUUGUUCUUAACCACGUCUUUAUAGAGAAAGGAUGGCCUUCCCAGACUGUGGUUGCCCUGGGACUAACUCAUAGGUUUCAGUCCAAAUAUGUCACUGUUGUCCUCUAUAAGCCCCUCCAAAAGUAAGUUAUCCAGUUUUUUGAAGCUUACCUCUGUAAAGAAAUCUGUUAGAAAUGCAUUUCCACAUAAAUCUUGUGAAGUUAAUAGUUCGCUUUUUAGAACAAACAACGUUCAUGUCAUGUUUGUACUGCAGUGCUCGAUAGUUUUUUUUUACGUUUUUCGUCUAAUUGGAUUUUUUUGUCCGUUCUGCAAAUUUUAAUAGUGUUUAUGGGUCUUAGCUUGCAUGCACUUUUGCUUAUUUAUUUAUUUUAUGGGGAGACGACAAGACUAUGAGGAAA
Messenger RNA from Humulus lupulus (European hop), 1558 nucleotides. RefSeq names its product SNF1-related protein kinase regulatory subunit beta-1. Bases 399 to 1286 code for a protein of 295 amino acids. The record is from RefSeq and is a predicted model, not a curated record. The transcript has 4 exons. Gene Ontology annotation, molecular function: protein binding. Lineage: Eukaryota; Viridiplantae; Streptophyta; Magnoliopsida; Rosales; Cannabaceae.